GCUGUAGACCAAACUCUGUGCUGUGUACCUUAGCACGAAGGUUGCGACGAGCUGGGAGGUUCACACGUUCAAAGGCACAGCCAAGCCAGACGACCGCGACUGAUAAGCAAACCAAAGCAUCAGAUGCCCCCCAGGCUUUCCUCCCUCAAGAGCCUCGCCAACGGCGGCGAGGCUCCGGUGCACUCCCCCACCGGCUCAAGAAGACGCCCCAGGCGACCAGCAUCCGGCACAUCCCUCCACCUCUCCGACUCCCAGCAGAAGGGCAGCAGGCCGUCGGUGCAGUGGCUGUUCCUGAGCGCGGCGGACCUCCUCGCCAAGACCACCACCAAGUGCGCACUCCUCACGUGCGCUUCUGGGAUGGCCUGGGCGUCUCUGAUCGUAUGGAUCCUCGGCCCAGCAGUGUCCAGCCCGGAUACGACAAAUCCCGUUGAUCAGCAUCAGCAGCAGGAGGUCCCAACGUUGUCCCCAGCGGGAGGCUCCUUUCCGAUCGUAGACGAGGGCUCCCUGUUACCAGGGUGGACGCCGUUAGGCCACCACUCGAGGUUCAUGGGCCGAGAGACCUUUCCGGAGCAGUUCGAGCACUGGGGGGAGGACCGGGAGGUCGUGAUACACAGCAUGGAUGUGGGCCCGUUGACCGACAAGGGCGAUCAGGUGUUGCCGAGGACGGACCUCUUGCUGGCCAUCCUGUCUGGGGAUGACAAGGCAGCGAGAUUAAAGCGCGACACCAUCCGCGAACUGUACGAUAAGUACGACGGCUGGGUCACCGUCGGAGGCAAGCGAUCAAAGGAACAAAACGAGGAAACCGUAGAGAUGGGGUUUCAGGUGAUUUUCGUGGUGACAAGGUCUACCGCUCCUCCGGACGGAGAGCUUGUGGGGGACGUGCUUUAUGUGAACGCCCCCGAUGGUUAUCGCAACAUCGUGUACAAGGUCAAGCACAUGAUGGGACUGGUGCGACAUAUCGACUUCAAGUUCUUGCUGAAGGCAGAUGACGACACCUUCGUGUGUGUGGAGAGACUGGCCAACUUCCUGCACAAUCAGCCGGAAGAAUCUAAGGACAAGAUUUACGCCGGUGUUCCAACAGCGUGCAACUCUCCGGCUAACCCCAGCGUAAAAGUUGGGCGUGUGAUAAAGGAUCACAAGGAUAAGUGGUACGACCAGAAGUUUGUCCACCAUACGCUGGCGGGGCUUGACUGCUACCCGGGAGCGUUCUACGUCCUGGCGCAGCCACUAGUAGAGCACUUGUACAGAGGGCGGGAGCACUACGAUACCUUCAUCAACGAAGAUGUCACCGUCGGCUCUUGGCUUUUGGGGGUGGACCGAGCACUAGGAACGAUACACGAUUUUGAGUCAUCAAGAUUGUGGAACUGCGUGUGCGGCUCCAAUUUCGUCUUGAGGCCGGCCGUGCGGAAGGACCAGGCAAGGUGUUCUUUCACGACUGUAAGGAAACAAGCGAGCUCCGUCAGUGCUCUGAACGUCUCGUCAGGGCGCACCUCCACUGCUGACAGCUGAUUGGUCGAAGUCCACAUGUCCAUGUUUGGUUCUGUUGCUGACUGCUGGUUGGUCAAAAUCCACAUGGCACCUUCGGUCCCGCGUUUGCGGCAGCGUUCUUGAGAUUGCUGUUGUGCCCGAUUCACGCUGGUGAUUAUUUUUACUUCCAAUGCUGACAGACGAUUGGUUGAAAUGAGCAUUACGUUGGCUCUUGUUUUUACGCCGCGUCCUGUGAGGGUUGCCGUGCGAACUUGCUUAACGCAGGCGGUGAAAUGUGUCUUUGCUGGUAAUGGUGGUCGGCUAGCAUCAUCUUGGUGCUACUUGUAGGCCACUGGGUGGCGAGGAGUGCUUCGAAAGAAGCGCUCAUGCGGGCUGUGAAGCACGUUCUGAACUUGUAGCUUCUGCAUCGAUAUUUAGCGUUCAACUCAAGAGGCUGCGUCUCUGAGGACUUGAGGCUUUCGUGCGGCCUUUCCAUGUGGUGCGGUUGAGCGCCGCGUGAACAGUAACUGAUGUUGCACCGCCUUUGUGUGUGGUGUUUUUUUUCGCCCUCAGGUGUAGGGGUGCAAACAGAACACGAGAAAUUUGCCGCAGAGGUAUUAUAUUGGAUUGUCGGGUGCAUGACGGAUGUACCAAGCGUUGUGCUGCUUCGAUGUUGCUGUUGGGUGUUCUUUGGUCACACCGUUGUUGCUAUCAUCGUCUUAUCUUGCCGCAUGCUGUGUUGUGCACAGUUUCGGUCCGUGGGCAUGCUGGAGUCUGUUGAAUGGUACGUUUUAGAAAAUAUGCAUGAUAUGAAAGGAAGACUACCCGUCUGAGAUAAUGCAGUCGACGUCUUUCAAGUUUCGCAAACGUUUCACGCCUAGGGUGAGUUUCUUGCCAAUGCGGGUAUGCAUGCGUGACGCCACAGGAACCAUUUCCACAGGAGCAAACAAAAGUUACAGAAGAUAUUCAGGUCGGGCCACAACAGGCACCGCUUUGUUUCUGGGUUGAGGGGGGCACAUGAAAUAUUUAAUUGUUUGACGUUUGAUGUCAGGAGCUGUCACCCGUGACGGCUCACUUGCAUGAUAUGUGCUCUCACACGGCUUGGUUGUGCCGAAAGGUUUACUUCUUUGGUACUAGGUGAUUGGACGUGGGGGGGGACUUGUAGGCAGUCUUUGGGCAGCGUCGUAGCAGUAUGUUCUUGGCUAUCUUCGGCAAACUAGAGUCACGCAACGAGUUGCAUUUGUAGAGUUUGUGUGUAUUGAGCCACCGCCGCCUGCCGUGAUGGCGUUGGUGGGGAGGCGAUGGGGGAUGCGUAUCGUGGGAACACAAGAAGUGACCCCACGUUAUAGAAAACGUUGCUCGGCGUGCAUCUACCGGAUGAGAGGUCAGCCCAGGCAGGACAGUGGAAGUUAAACUUUUCAUUCGAUGUUGGUUUGACCCUGUUGAGAGCUCAACUGGUUCCUCUGCGUGCGAUGCAUGCGUGUAUUUGCGAAGCAUGUACUCCUUGGAUCCGAGUCC
Ectocarpus sp. CCAP 1310/34 is the source of this 2985-nucleotide messenger RNA. NCBI's taxonomy places the organism in Eukaryota, Phaeophyceae, Ectocarpales, Ectocarpaceae. The record is from the annotation of a GenBank genome assembly.